Messenger RNA from Mizuhopecten yessoensis (Yesso scallop), 1379 nucleotides. Its product is annotated as ras-like GTP-binding protein RhoL. Lineage: Eukaryota; Metazoa; Mollusca; Bivalvia; Pectinida; Pectinidae. Gene Ontology annotation, biological process: small GTPase-mediated signal transduction. The record is from RefSeq and is a predicted model, not a curated record. The transcript has 2 exons. Gene Ontology annotation, molecular function: GTPase activity; GTP binding. Bases 143 to 706 code for a protein of 187 amino acids.
CUAAAACAUUGCUGAUUCCCGUACUUCUGCCCAGAACGACACUGAGAGACGAAUACAGGAUAUAUAAGAUUAUACGAAAGCUAUUUUGAACCUCAAUCAGCUGUUUUGUGACUUUCUGCACACAUAUAUAUAUAUAUAUACUAUGGUUGUGACCAUGGAUACGAAGAACGUCAUUUGUACUUUGGUGGGAGAUGGCAUGGUCGGUAAGACUUGUCUUGCCAAAGUGUUCGCGGACAAGGUUUUCCCUGACCAGUAUGUGGCCACUGUCCAGGACAGAUACAGCGGUCAAGCUUGGUUCGCUGGGGACCAAUACAGCAUCACUAUAACAGAUUCGGCUGGAGAGCAUGAAGGAAGUGACGUUCGGCGCAUGAGUUACUGCAAGUCUGACGUCAUCUUACUGUGUUACAGCGUUCUGGACCGAGAAUCGUACGACAGCUUGCGGACACACUGGUCACGUGAGGUAGGAAGCCUGGCCAAACGAUGUCCAGUCUUGGUGGUGGCUUUACAAACGGACAAGCGGACAACCAAACACGUCACUACAGAAGAGGGACGGAGGAUGACUAAAUCAGUCAAAGCUAAUGGGUUUAUCGAGUGCUCUGCGAGAAACGUUUCCAACGUCAAGGAUGUUUUCGAGAACGUUGUACGCAUGUGCCUCAAAAACAGGAAGCGGAAGGUAACCCUUUUGAAAAGGAUACUCGGACGCUGAGGAAACAAAGAUCCAAUCCCAGGAUUUUGCUAAAAUUUCCGAGGCUCAAAUGCCUCUCAAAAUCAAAGUCUGCAUUGUCCUCUCAAGGUCGUGUGCUGUUCAAGAUCAUACUGAAGAUCGCCUGAAACUGACCAACGGUCACUUUGGACAGUCGUCCCAGUUUCGUGAGCACGGGAGUUCAGUAUUUAACGACAUGACUAGAACUUUUCAGUUGCAGUGUUUAAGAAACUUGACAGUUCGGAAAAAACAUGACCUUUUCAACGAAGUGGGUCCAGGUACAAAAUGAAUUUUGAAAGUCUGAAAACCUAUGACUGAUGCUUUCAAUUUCCGGUCGCUGUCCAGGGGAGAAAUUGAUAUAUUUAAAGUGCGCUGCGAUGUAGAAAAUCUCCACAUACCCCCACUCGAUACAAAGAUGCUCCGGGGGUCGGGAGCGUGACGAGUGCGCGUGCCAUUUCUUAAUUACGCUGUACAUGCUACCGAUAUAGAGGGCGGGCCUCACUGAGCGUGAGAUGGAUAAUGACUUACGUGAUUUUAAUCACAGGGAUAAGUCUAUGUUGAAUGACCAGAGACAAGAGAACUGUUCUCUUCAACUUAUAAACACCCUGCGCUAAUACUAAGUCGGUUUCAUUUGUCGUAAACCUAUUCCAGAAUAAAAAGAAACAACAGAAAGAUA